This is a messenger RNA of Neolamprologus brichardi, 810 nucleotides long. Lineage: Eukaryota; Metazoa; Chordata; Actinopteri; Cichliformes; Cichlidae. The record is from RefSeq and is a predicted model, not a curated record.
UAGUAGGAAGUGUGCUAACGAUCAUAACAAAAUUGCAGCCAAGCUGCAACUGGCUAAUCGCAGUUAAUGUAAGCUAUGGCACCAACAGGCAAAAAUGCAAUGACUUUUCAUUAACACUGAACCUCUAUCUUCUGGAACCGCUGGAACAUCCAAAACACCGAAAAAGUUAAUUAUAAGUGAUCCUUGAACACUUGUCCAAUGUCUUCCGGCUGUCCACCUCAAUCACCUGCUGUGGCAAAGUCUGAAGUAGCAGUAGAGGGAGAAUGCCCGCUCCUGGCUGCCACCUUUGCCUACUGGGACAAUAUUCUGGGACCACGGGUGCGGCACAUCUGGGUACCAAAGGGUGACCAGUUGAUGUUCCUCAGCGAUGGAGAAGUAACAUUUUUGGCUAAUCACACACUCAAUGGGGAGAUUCUGCGUAGCGCAGAGUGCGGCGCCGUGGACGUGAAGUUCUUUGUGCUGGCAGAAAAGGGCGUCAUCAUCGUGUCGCUCAUCUUUGAUGGCGAGCUCAAGGGGGACAAGAACACAUGUGCCUUGUCCAUUAUUCUGCCUCAAACAGAGCUGUCCUUCUACCUCCCCCUGCACACCAUCUGCGUGGAGAGGCUGAAGCACGUUAUCCGCAAGGGACGCAUUUGGAUGCAGAAGGGUUACAAUAUCAUCUCAGUGCUGAGCUUAGAAAUUGUCCCAAUCAUGGAGCUGCUGACCUCUAUGAAGACACAUAGUGUACAAGAAGAUAUAGAUAUAAAAGACACGGUGCUAAAUGAUGAUGACAUCGGGGACAGCUGCCACGAGGAUUUCCUACACAAGUAA